AUGUUUUAUCGGGUUUUGGUAAAGGAGGAUCAUCGAGACUAUUUACGCUUCCUGUGGUAUCAGGACAACAAUCCAGAUUUGGAAUUGAUUGAGUACAGGAUGCGUGCCCACGCAUUUGGAAAUAGCCCCUCCCCUGCAAUAGCAACGUUUGCUCUCCGUAAGGCAGUUGAAAGCGCCGACAUGGAUGUCCGAAACUUUGUCACGGAUGACUUUUAUGUGGACGACGCCCUGACGACAGGCCCAGACGCAAAGGCGGUGUCAGAACUUAUGAAAAGAACCCAGGAGGCUUUGCGAUACAACGGCAACAUUCGCCUACAUAAGGUUGCAUCUAACAGUGUGGAAGUUGUUAAAUCGUUUCCGCCAGAAGAUUUACGCGAAGAGCUCAAGUCACUAGACAUUAACCCUGACAAUUUACCUACUCAGAGUAGUCUUGGCGUAUCCUGGAACAUGGCUGCCGAUACGUUUCAGUUUGAAGUGCGGCUCUCAGAACAAGCGGAAUCACGCCGAGAGAUGUUGUCGACCUUGAACAGCAUCUUUGACCCCAUGGGUUUUCUGUCUCCAUUUACCAUCCAGGGACGGAUUUUGUUGAGGGAGUUGACUUCAGGAGUAGACUGGGAUCUACCUCUACCUAAAGAAUACCCAAAAAAUGGGACGACUGGAAGAUGUCCUUAUUGA
Messenger RNA from Ylistrum balloti, 675 nucleotides. RefSeq lists its product as uncharacterized. The record is from RefSeq and is a predicted model, not a curated record. The transcript has a single exon. NCBI's taxonomy places the organism in Eukaryota, Metazoa, Mollusca, Bivalvia, Pectinida, Pectinidae. Bases 1 to 675 code for a protein of 224 amino acids.